AUGAUUAUUCCAAUUCGUUGUUUUUCUUGUGGAAAGGUUAUCGGCGAUAAGUGGGAUAGCUAUCUUACUCUUCUUCAGGAGGACAACACUGAAGGUGAAGCCCUAGACAAGUUGGGCUUACAGCGCUACUGUUGCAGACGUAUGAUUCUUACUCACGUCGACUUAAUUGAAAAGUUACUUUGUUAUAAUCCUCUUUCGAAGCAGAAGAACAUGUAA
This is a messenger RNA of Schizosaccharomyces osmophilus, 216 nucleotides long. RefSeq names its product DNA-directed RNA polymerase I, II, and III subunit Rpb10 (gene rpb10). Gene Ontology annotation, biological process: tRNA transcription by RNA polymerase III; transcription by RNA polymerase II; transcription by RNA polymerase I. The transcript is spliced from 3 exons. Gene Ontology annotation, molecular function: zinc ion binding; DNA-directed RNA polymerase activity; DNA binding. Gene Ontology annotation, cellular component: RNA polymerase I complex; RNA polymerase II, core complex; RNA polymerase III complex. The coding region runs from base 1 to 216 and encodes 71 amino acids. The record is from RefSeq and is a predicted model, not a curated record. NCBI's taxonomy places the organism in Eukaryota, Fungi, Ascomycota, Schizosaccharomycetes, Schizosaccharomycetales, Schizosaccharomycetaceae.